AUGGGAUCGAGACAUCCGACAUUACAAACCGCGAGUGAUUUUCGACGACAUUAUGUCGGGAAAAAUAUCACUCAGCUACCGCAGCCGGCCAUGAUACUCGACAAGGCCAAAAUGCACCGACACUGCAAGUCUCUCCUCGAUGCCGUAGAGUAUUUGGGUGUACAUUUUCGGGCGCAUGUCAAGACACACAAGACUCUCGAAGGGGUCCGUCUACAAGUUGGGGAAACAAAAAAAGAAGUUCGACUCGUAGCGUCAACUGUUGCCGAGAUCGAGUAUCUACAGCCACUACUGCACGAAUUUAUACAAAAUGGCCGCGAAGUCAGUAUCCUUUACGGUAUUCCCCUGCCACCCUCCCAGGUUGAUCGCCUGGCAGCCAUCGGCCGGCAGUUAGGUCAAGGCACCAUUUCUGUCAUGAUCGAUCACACGUCCCAGCUGAGCCAUGUAGCUCGAUUUGCGGAGCAAGCCUCUUUCCCAGCAGGGGUCUACUUGAAGGUAGAUACCGGCUACCACCGAGCCGGUUUACCUCCUUCAGGUCUCAACAAGGAUGACUUGGUUUCCAAACUGAUGAGCCUUGACCGCCAAGGCAAAAUAAACUUCAUUGGCCUUUACUCGCAUAGCAGUCUCAGCUACAAUGACUUAACCGCCGAACAAGCAAUGGCCAACCUCGAGGACGAACUUAGCGGGUGUCUUGAUGCGCUCGAAAAAAACGCGCAUUUGUUUUCAAGCGAUAAGGAAGUAACCAUCAGUGUUGGAGCCUCGCCGCAGGUAACUUCAAUAGAGAAUUUGGUGAGGAAUGAGGGCACAUUGUUAGAGGGCGCCAAAAAUCUGCAACAGACUUUGCAAAAGGUUGUAACUGAGAGACACUGUGGGUUUCGUACCAAACUAGAGCUUCACGCUGGUGUAUAUUCCCUCCUUGACGUACAACAGCUGUCUACACAUUCCCGAGCUCACUUUGGUGACUACGAGGAAGAGAUAGCCAUCUCCGUCACGGCAGAGGUUUGCAGCGUCUACAACGACGGCGAGCGGCAGCAACCCGAAGCCCUACUUGCGGUUGGAGUGUUGGGUUUGGGACGUGAACCGUGUGCAGCAUAUGAGGGAUGGGGUAUUAUCGAUCGCGAUGCAUACUCUCCUAAUACUCCUAACCCUGAUCGCCGGCUGAUUGUGAAGCGUGUAAGCCAGGAACACUCAAUUGUGUCAUGGGGACUCAUUAAUGGACAUGGCGAUGAAGACUCUCAGCAACCUAUACCACUACAAGUGGGGCAGACUGUUCGCAUCUAUCCAAAUCAUGCCUGUAUUACCGGAGCCUUAUAUGGUUGGUAUUAUAUCGUCGAUUCAUCGGAACACGGGGAGCGAGUUGUGGAUGUUUGGGAAAGGGCGAGCGGGUGGUAA
Trichoderma virens Gv29-8 is the source of this 1389-nucleotide messenger RNA. RefSeq lists its product as uncharacterized. The transcript is spliced from 2 exons. Gene Ontology annotation, molecular function: D-serine ammonia-lyase activity. Bases 1 to 1389 code for a protein of 462 amino acids. Gene Ontology annotation, biological process: D-serine catabolic process. NCBI's taxonomy places the organism in Eukaryota, Fungi, Ascomycota, Sordariomycetes, Hypocreales, Hypocreaceae. The record is from RefSeq and is a predicted model, not a curated record.